UUGAUCAAUACACGAAUGGAGGUCAUUCAAGAUUCUCAUAUGGGUUCCACUCAUUUCCCUGUAUCCCUCUCCUUCUUAUGUACUCAAACUCCCAUUGGUCAACCCAGCCAUCCUAGACUCCUAUGGAAAUUGGCUAGACUACAAGAGCUCCCAGUUCGUCAGCUGUAUCAAGAUUUAUUUGCUAUUAAGGCUUCGCCGCUGCUUGCUGACCUUCGUGACUUA
Gilbertella persicaria is the source of this 222-nucleotide messenger RNA. RefSeq lists its product as uncharacterized. The transcript has a single exon. The record is from RefSeq and is a predicted model, not a curated record. NCBI's taxonomy places the organism in Eukaryota, Fungi, Mucoromycota, Mucoromycetes, Mucorales, Choanephoraceae. The annotation marks the transcript as partial.